AUGGAGCCUUCGAAGGCGCCGGCACUGCUUUUGCAUGCAGAAACAAUUCUGCCUCAAUCCAUACACCCGCAUCUGCUGGCCUACUGCCCUACGAUGGACUUGAUAGCCGUCGUCACUAAAGAGGAGCAGCUCGACGUCUACCGACUGAGCGGCCAACGAGCCUUCGGCCUCAAGCGUAAAGGCCAGAGCACCGUCGACAGUAUUUGUUGGAAAUUCAACGGUCAAUAUAUUGCAGUCGCAUGGAAUGAUGGCACCGUCGACGUGCUAUCUUCAGAGAGCGGAAAAGCUAUUCGUCAUGGCGUUCAAGAGAUGCUCAGUGGAACUUCCGCUGGUGCGUCCAUCCACUCUAAGAAGAUAUCCUGUCUUGGCUGGGGUGUAAAUUUCAUCGAUGUCCAAGCUGUCAAGGCUCGUACGAAUGGCUCGACCACAGCCGCCAGCGGAGUCCAUAGACAGCACAUGACCGUGGAAGCCUGGGGCGAUACCGAGAAAGAAGACGUAACGCUCGACGACUUCCUCGACCGGCAGCCGGAUCUGGAGAAACUGGGCAUUACUCCCGACCUUCCGAAGCAACUAGCUCUGAUGGACGUCGAGAGUGUCCUACCGAAGCUGCCUAUGAUACCGCCGCCGCCAUUGUCAGGAGCAAGAGUACCUAUGACAGUCAAAGGUCCAGCGGAGGUCUUUACCAGUCAGGCUUCGAUCGACGCUUUACUGCACUCGCGUCAUUUGAGAGACCACAAUGCCGUCGACGUGCUCAUGCUUUGCUACGAAGACGGCACCGUCAGUCCGAUGAUGUAUGAUUAUCUAGCCAUCGGCGGCGUUGGGUUGCCUGCGGAGUGGAACUUGUUCGACUGCCGGCCCCUUCAGCAUGCCUCCCAUCCGUUCGCAUGUAGCCAUCAGAUGCUCAUGGAGGUCUCAAAAUCCACUCUCGCCGGCGAAGCGGCGUCCUCCGCAGCAUCCCACCGACAGCGACAACAAGCCCCCGGCGCCUACGAUGGUGCGAGCAUGAGUAGCACAAGCCAUGCGGCAAAGUGUCUGGCUCUGGUGCCGCUUACCCUAGGCUUCAUCCAGUCCGCAGGGAUCUAUCUUGAUCUAAUCGCCUCCAAGACCGCUCAUUUACAGAAUCUCCUCCGCUACGUUGACGAAUGCCUGCGGUGUCUCAGCGCCUACUGGCUGCAUUCCCAAGACCUGCCAUCGCGGUUCAUGAGCAAUAUCAACGAGACGUUGGCCGAAAAGGACGAGGGCGACCUCGUCACUAAUCUCUACCAUGGCCACAAACGUUGGGACCACAUCGUCUCCGCCGGCUACACCCUCGUCAUACAACUCGUGCUAGAGAACCUACUGCCGGCACUCGACGGAUGCAACAUGGCAAUCUCGCGCCUCCGCGGCCUAGCGACCUACCAUGCCGACUCGCCAUCACUGAACCUGAACGUUUCACCCCAGAACCUCACCACCCUGCUCGAGACGAUCAAGUGCUUGCAGCUGCUGUGCCACAACGUGCUCAUCUAUGCUGGCGAAGAGAGGAGACAGUUCAAGGCGUUUAGCAAGUGGCUGAGGCACGAGAUCGAUGUGCAAGCUACCACCUCUGAGCCGUCGCCCGAGGAGGAGGAGAAGGAUCCGGGGAUCGAUUAUGCGGCGCUGUUGCGGUAUAUCGAUGGCGGACUGACGAGGAGUAAACUUGGUCCGUUCCUUGGGAGGCUUGGCUCUGGUUCGGAGGGGCAGACGGAGGAGCUCGGGUACGAGGUCGUUGGGAAGGCUGCGGAAAUGCAUAAGGAGGAGACGGUAGCUGAGAACGAGGCGUUGAAUGUUCGAAGCGUGUAUGAUGGUCUUCAGAGACAAGCGAGCGGAGUCUUCAGGCAGGUCACCGCAUGGCAGAUGUCAGGUUGCAGAAUCGGCGGCGGUCUAUUCCUGGAAGAGGACGAGAUCAGUGCAAGUGACGUGAGGAUGGUACAUGAGGGUCCUGUAAGCCAAGAAGACGUGACCACCUUCGCCGCCCUCAUACCUAGCACGCAGAAGACCCAAAGUAAGCUCCCCAAUCUUCUCGACUUGACAGCCAGUAGCUCACCCCGCCAAGUACGCCUCCACUACAUCCUCCACGCCUCAAACAUCUCCGACACCUCCACCUCCAUCCGCUCCACAGAGGCCCUAGUUCUCCAGCUGCCCGAAGGCGGCGAGAUCAGAGACCUGAAAUUCGCAGACGACGACGCGCUCCUAGCGCUCUUCAGCACCAAAGAAUCCACCCUCCUCCUCUCUCUCCCCUACCGCCCCACCUCGCCCACAAACCCAAUGGCACCGCUCUACGCGCCCCGCCACCAGCGCCCCAUCACGCCCUCCGCACCCGCAGCCUUCGCGCUGCCGGAAGGGGCCGCGGACGAUGUAAAGCUGCGCCCCGUCUGGCAUCUCGAGGGCGAGGAGCUAAAGGGGUUCGUGAGGCAUGUGUUUCGGAGCGACGAGGGAUUUGUGCCGGUCAGGCUGGAGGUUAAUGGAAGGAGGGAACGGCGGGUUGUCCUGGUGUGUGAGGCGGAGGGAAGGAGGUGGAGGGUUUACGAUUUGGAUCACGGGGAGGGGGAGGAGAGUAUAGUGGAGGAGGGGGCAGGGGGGGAUGGGGAUGGGGAUGAGGAGAUGGGGUAG
Molecule: messenger RNA, 2628 nt
Organism: Coniosporium apollinis CBS 100218
Lineage: Eukaryota; Fungi; Ascomycota; Dothideomycetes
Exons: 5
Coding region: 1-2628 (875 amino acids)
Biological process (GO): positive regulation of mitotic metaphase/anaphase transition; anaphase-promoting complex-dependent catabolic process; protein K11-linked ubiquitination
Cellular component (GO): anaphase-promoting complex; nuclear periphery
Molecular function (GO): protein binding
Source: RefSeq, a predicted model, not a curated record